AUGGUUCGCAGCGGCUCGAUCUGUGCCGGGGCCGAUCUGGUGAUCGAAAUCCCGGGCAACCAGGGUCUGGACGACUCGUUCUAUCGGCUCGACUACUACCCGCCGAUCGGCAACCCGGCGCCGAACGCGACGAUCGCCUCGCGGGACGUGGGCGACGAGAUACAGUUCUCGAACGGGCUGCCCGGCACGCGCUACAACUUCUGGCUGUACUACACCAACUCCACGCACAAGGACUGGCUGACGUGGACGGUGUCGAUUACGACGGCGCCGGACCCGCCGGCCAACCUGACCGUCAUCCCGCGCAACGGCAAGAACGUGAUCAUCAACUGGAGCCCGCCGGCCCAGGGCAACUACUCGUCGUUCAAGCUGAAGAUCCUCGGGCUGACGGACAGCUUCGCCACCAACUACACGACGGCGGUCGAGGACACUCAGUUCCAGUACAUGGUGCGCGACCUGACGCCCGGUGCCACCUACCAGGUGCAGGCGUACACGCUGUACGACGGCAAGGAGUCGGUGGCCUACACGAGCCGCAACUUCACCACGAAGCGCUAUCGGCACAAAGAUCUGCUGGACAUUAAGAUUCUUCGAGAACCGAACACACCCGGUAAGUUUAUCGUGUGGUUCCGCAAUGAAACGACCCUGCUGGUGCUGUGGCAGCCACCGUACCCGGCCGGCAUCUACACGCACUACAAAGUGUCCAUCGAACCACCGGAUGCCCUCGGCAGUGUCCUGUACGUGCAGAAGGAGGGCGAACCGCCCGGGCCGGCGCAAGCCGCCUUCAAGGGGCUGGUGCCGGGCCGUGCGUACAACAUUUCCGUGCAGACGAUGUCCGAGGACGAAAUAUCGCUACCGACCACGGCCCAGUACCGGACGGUGCCGCUUCGGCCGCUGAACGUGACGUUCGACAAGAAGUCCAUCACCGAAAACUCGUUCAAGGUGAUGUGGGAAGCGCCGAAGGGUUUCAGCGAGUUCGACAAGUACCAGGUGAACCUGUCGACUGCCCGCCGCCAGCAAGUGGUCCUGCGGAACGACUACGAGAACAUCAUUUGGCUCGAGUUCAAGGACGGUCCGGAAGAAAGGAAGGAGAAGCUGGAUCCGGGCAAAACGUACCAAGUGGUGGUGAAGACCGUGUCCGGCAAGGUGACGUCGUGGCCGGCCAGCGGUGACGUCACGCUGAAACCGCUGCCCGUGAAGCAGAUGAACUCGUACACCGACAGCAAGACGGGCGUGAUCACCAUCUCGUGGAAGCCGGACGAGCUGAGCACGCAGGACGAGUACCGUAUCAGCUACCACGAGUUGGAGACGAACAACGGUGACUCGAGCACGAUGAGCACGAACAUGACGUCGUUCGCCCUUGAGACGCUCCUGCCGGGCCGGAACUACUCCGUGACGGUGCAGGCCCUUUCGCGCAAGAUGGAGUCCAACGAGACGGUCAUCUUCGUUGUGACGCGACCGUCGUCACCGAUCAUCGAAGACCUGAAGUCGAUCCGCGAGGGACUCAACAUUAGCUGGAAGAGCGACGUGAACUCGAAGCAGGAUAAGUACGAGGUGACGUACACACGCAACGACACCAACGAUGGCAAGACGAUCCUGACCACCGAAAGUCGGCUAGUGUUCACGAACCUCUACCCCGGGGCGGGCUACGAGGUGAAGGUGUUCGCCGUUAGCCACAAUCUGCGCAGUGAACCUCACUCGUACUUCCAGGCAGUUUAUCCUAACCCACCGAGAAACAUGACCAUCGAGAAGGUGACGAGCAACUCGGUCCUUGUGCACUGGAAACCGCCGGAACGGUCCGAGUUCACUGAGUACUCGAUCCGCUACCGGACCGAAAGCGAGAAGCAGUGGAUACGAUUGCCGUCGGUGAAAGCAACCGAAGCGGACGUUACCGACAUGACACCGGGUGAGAAGUACACCAUACAGGUGAACACCGUAAGCUACGGCGUGGAAAGCCCGAACCCGCAGCAGGUCAAUCAAACCGUGCGGCCCAACCCGGUCUCGAACAUUGCACCGCUCGUUGACUCGAACAACAUCACGCUGGAAUUCCCCCGUCCCGAGGGACGCGUCGAAACGUACAUCAUCAACUGGUGGCCAACCGAACAGCCAGAGCAGCUGUCGAUGAAAAACUUCACCGAAACCAACACGAUUCUACCGUAUCCCGGCACUUUGACUGAUGACGAGAAGAUUGUCGAAGAACCGCCGCUGGUGCGCCUUCUGAUCGGUGAUCUGAUGUCCGGUGUGAUGUACAACUUUAAGAUACAAACCAUCUCGUACGGGCUGACGAGCGAUGUGACGAAGCUGCAGACGCGCACCAUGCCCCUGAUCCAGUCGGAGGUGCUAAUUGUCAACAACAUGCACACCCGUGACACGGUCACGCUCAGCUACACGCCGACUCCGCAGCAGUCGUCCAAGUUUGACCUGUACCGCUUCUCGCUCGGUGAUCCCAGCAUUCCGGACAAGGAGAAACUAGCGAACGACACCGACCGGAAGGUAACGUUCACCGGGCUGACACCUGGCCGGCUGUACAACAUUACCGUCUGGACCGUGAGCGGUAAGGUGUCCAGUCAACCGAUCCAGCGCCAGGAUCGUAUGUUCCCCGAUCCGAUAACGAUGCUCGAUGCAACCGGUAUCAACGACACCUGGAUCGCCCUGAAGUGGGACAUUCCGAAGGGCGAAUACACGGCGUUCGAGAUACAGUAUCUGAUGAACGACUCGCACUACGUACAGAACUACACCGUCAACAAUCACAUCAUCAUCACGGACCUGAAGCCGCACCGUAACUACACGUUCACCGUCGUGGUCCGCUCCGGUACCGAGUCGAGCGUGCUUCGCGUUUCGCUGCCCAUUUCGGCCAACUUCCAGACGAAGGAAGCACUGCCGGGGCGAAUGGAUAAGUUCGCACCGGUCGACAUUCAGCCGAGCGAGAUCACCUUCGAGUGGUCUUUGCCACCGAACGAGCAGAACGGCAUUAUCCGACAGUUUACCAUCACGUACGGAUUAGAUGGUUCGCAGCACACGCAGGUGAAGGACUUCCGGCCCAACGAGCUGCGCGGUUCCAUCAAGGGCCUGCAGCCGGGCAAAUCGUACGUGUUCCGAAUCCAGGCGAAAACGGCCAUCGGAUACGGACCGGAGCAUAUCUGGAAGCAGAAGAUGCCCAUUCUGGCACCGCCCAAACCGGAAACGCAAGUCGUCCCCACCGAGGUCGGCAGCAGUGCCACGACGAUCGAGAUACGCUUCCGUAAGCACUACUUUAGCGACCAGAACGGUGUGGUCACGACCUACACGAUCAUCAUUGCGGAGGACGAUUCGAAGAAUGCAUCCGGGCUGGAGAUGCCCAGCUGGCGUGACGUCCAGUCGUACAGCGUGUGGCCACCGUAUCAGGUGAUCGAACCGUACUAUCCGUUCAAGAACAGUUCCGUGGAAGACUUCACCAUCGGCACGGAGAACUGUGACGCCAAGAAGACGGGCUACUGCAAUGGAGCGCUAAAGUCGGGCACCACGUACUAUGUGAAGGUGAGAGCGUUCACCGCACCGGACAAGUUCACCGAUACGGCCUGGAGUUACCCGAUCCGCACAGCUGCACUUCUUUCGGUGGAUGCCCAAGACAAUACUUCGCUGAUCGUCUCGAUCACCGUUCCGCUGCUGCUGAUACUUAUGCUGGUCGGCGUGGUGCUAUUUAUCCGCCGUCGACGUCACACGGGCCGGAAAACGGCCGAACAGCGGACCAAUGACAAUAUGUCGCUUCCUGACAGCACCAUCGAGACAAGCCGUCCCGUUCUGGUGAAGAACUUUGCCGAACACUAUCGCCUGAUGUCGGCUGAUUCUGACUUUAGGUUUAGUGAAGAGUUCGAAGAACUGAAGCAUGUCGGUCGCGAUCAACCGUGCACAUUCGCGGACCUCCCUUGCAAUCGGCCUAAGAAUCGUUUUACCAACAUUUUACCCUAUGACCACUCGCGGUUCAAGUUGCAACCGGUUGACGACGAGGAAGGAUCGGAUUAUAUCAACGCUAACUAUGUGCCGGGUCACAACUCGCCACGAGAGUUUAUUGUGACGCAGGGUCCGCUUCACUCGACGCGCGAUGAUUUCUGGCGCAUGUGCUGGGAGAGCAACUCGCGCGCGAUCGUUAUGCUGACGCGAACCUUUGAGAAGGGUCGCGAGAAGUGUGACCAUUACUGGCCGCAUGACACCGUUCCCGUUUACUACGGGGACAUUAAAGUGACGCUGCUCAACGAUAGUCACUAUCCCGAUUGGGUCAUCACGGAGUUCAUGAUGACGAGGGGUGACCAGCAGCGCAUCAUACGCCAUUUCCACUUCACUACGUGGCCCGAUUUCGGUGUGCCAAAUCCACCACAAACACUGGCACGAUUCGUGCGUGCCUUCCGCGAACGGGUCGGACCGGAUCAGCGACCCAUCGUGGUUCACUGUAGUGCCGGUGUUGGGCGCUCCGGUACAUUCAUUACGCUCGAUAGGAUACUUCAGCAGAUACAGGUGUCCGACUAUGUCGACAUCUUUGGUAUCGUCUGGGCAAUGCGAAAAGAACGUGUCUGGAUGGUGCAAACCGAGCAACAGUACAUCUGCAUCCACCAAUGUCUGCUGGUGGUCCUCGAGGGUAAAGAAGGAACGGAGCGUGAGAUUCAUGACAAUCAAGGUUACGAAGAACCGAGAGAUGACCAACAGUCGGAGGAACAGCUACUGAUCGAGAAUCGACCGGAAGAUGACGAAGCCGGAACAACGGAGCAAUCGAUCGCGAUUGAAAACGGCGAGCUGGAUCGCCGACGCAGUGUGGCCUCUUCCGGAGGAGCAGGAGGAUCGGGGCCGCGAUCGAUUGAGGGCGGUGAGUUGGUGCAGAUACAGUUGCAACAGCGGCACUGCACCAACGGAGAAACCACCGAAGAGGAGCUGCUCGACGAAGAAGAAGACGAGGAAGUCGAGGUGACGGUGGAUGGGUUGAUGAUAGUUUCCAAAGUACAACAGCACACAGUGAUCGCCGUCGCCACGGUACCGAUCGGUGAUAAUCAGUUGCAGCAACAGCAGCAGCAGCAGCAGCACACGAAUAGCACAAGCACGAGCUCCAGCAAUAACGAUCGCGAUCCAGCCUCCUCCGGGAUGGACGAGCGAUCGAUCGGGAGUAACGGAACGAACAGCAAUAACAGUGCCAACAGUGGCUACGAGUCGAGUCCCUGCAAACGCCGUUCGCUAACCGGCGUCCGGGGGGAUCAGCCACAGGAUCGUCGAUCGCUGGUGUUCUGCAACAGUGACGGCAGCGUGCUGGGUGGCAAGGGAGAGUCGCUUAAUUGUGUCGUCGACCCACAGAACCAAUUGCCACCACAGCAGCAGCAGCAACCGCUGCCUCCAGCUCAGCAUCUUCCUUCGGGCCACCAACCGCCAACGGGGGCCACGAUCAGUGGGAAGCUGUGGAAGGAAGAAAGAUGA
Anopheles cruzii is the source of this 5430-nucleotide messenger RNA. RefSeq names its product tyrosine-protein phosphatase 10D (gene Ptp10D). Gene Ontology annotation, molecular function: protein binding; protein tyrosine phosphatase activity. The record is from RefSeq and is a predicted model, not a curated record. Gene Ontology annotation, biological process: protein dephosphorylation. The transcript has 13 exons. NCBI's taxonomy places the organism in Eukaryota, Metazoa, Arthropoda, Insecta, Diptera, Culicidae. The coding region runs from base 1 to 5430 and encodes 1809 amino acids.